Zea mays is the source of this 387-nucleotide messenger RNA. RefSeq lists its product as uncharacterized. The record is from RefSeq and is a predicted model, not a curated record. The coding region runs from base 1 to 387 and encodes 128 amino acids. The transcript has a single exon. Lineage: Eukaryota; Viridiplantae; Streptophyta; Magnoliopsida; Poales; Poaceae.
AUGGCUGCGAGUCCACCUCCGUUGAGCUGCCAGUUUCCAGCUCCUCUAUCAUUUGCUCCGGCGUGCGGGCGUCACUCGUACGUGCUCCCAGCCGUGCUGGUUGACGUGGUCGGCCAUGAUAGCCAGCAUCGCCACCUGCCGUCCCUCGCCUUCGUGCUCCCCACGCCGAUGUCCAGUGCAUCGUCGCCGGGGUUCGACUUGCAGCUUGUGCGAGCUGCUAUCAAGCUCUCCCGACCAUGGCGCUCACGCCCCAGCCGUUCUCCUGCUCCUCGGACCGUGAUUGCUGAGUUCACUGGCAACCGCAGUCUCAUCGUGCCGCAAACUGUGAGCUGGGACUCCGCCGUUUUCGGCUAUCGACUAGCUCGCCAAGGCGAUUUUCACCAGUGA